AUGGCAGCAGGCGAGCGAAGUAGUGGUGUGCAAGGUGAUUUGGAGAGGGAAUUGACGUGUUCGAUCUGUACCGAUCUCCUCUACCAGCCGCUCACGCUCCUCGACUGCCUCCAUACCUUCUGUGGUGCUUGUUUGAAGGAAUGGUUUGCCUUCCAAGCAUCUGCAGCGACUUCGAUUCACCCGUACACAUGUCCGUCAUGUCGCGCCUCGGUGCGCUCCACCCAGCCCAAUGCAACCGUCACUACACUACUUGACAUAUUCCUGAAGGCAAACCCAGGAAGAGGCAAGAACGACGAAGAGAAGAAGGCAGACAAAGAGAAAUACAAGCCUGGCGACAACGUGCUGCCGAAGCUGCGGCGACGAGGAGGUCCAGAAGAUGAGGGCGACCGCAGGAUGCUCGAAGAAGUACAACAGCUUAGCUUGAGGGAGGCAGGCAUACCCAGCGGCAGCAGCAACAAUCUAGAGCCACCGAGCGACAGGAGAAGGCAUGGGCGAAGCCGUGAGGGCAGCAGAGAGUCGCGAAGGAGUCGAGAAGACAGACGUUCCGAGACAAGCCGACACACUUCGCCUGCGAGGGUGGCCACACCAGCCAGGACCAUCGAACAUCAGGCGAGCUUACGGUCGCUGCUGAGCGCAUCAGACUUGGGCGCGGAUGAAGUUGACGAAGACCUUGUGCGUCACGUGCUGGAGGAGCUGCUGGCCGAAGGCGUCGAUCUCAAUGACAUUGGCACCACGCAAGAGGAGGAGAUCACUGAGAGGAUUGCCGAGGCUGUGCGCAGACGACAAGCUGAGCGGCAGUCAGAGCGGCAGCGAGAAAGGCGAGACCGACGAGAAAGGUUGGCAAGGGAAGGCCUAAUAAGUUCAUCUCAGACAUCUUUGCCCCAGCCACUGCGCAGUACCCCUCUGCAAGAUGACUCUUCACGGCGGCGUGGUCAUGGGCGCUCUGAGAGCAGAACUUCAACCCCACAGAAUGGCACGAGGCACGGACCACCAAUCUCACGACCUGCUCUCAUCGAUGCAGCGAACGAUGGAGGCCGACAUCACAGACGCUCCUCGAGCCAGGGCAGCUCUAGGUCGGCAAGACGAGCGGAUCGGCCACCGCCACUGGCCGAAUCAUCUGCUAGACAGAGCAGUAGUGGGCAGGAGAGACCCUCCACUUCGGAUCACGCGCCAGCAGCGAGACGAAGGCAAUCUGACGUUCAACAAACCAGCACGAUCGAUGCACGACAGCAGUUUCGCCGCAGUAUUUACGAAAGUAUGGCUGCCGGCAGUCCCGUCUCGCCGCUGGCAUCCGGCUUUAAUGUGCCGACCAGUGACAGUCCCACCAGCACGUUGGCAACGUUCACAUCACCGCUGCACCCCUCGCCUUCCUCAACCCCCGCUGAGCCGCCCUUACGAGCCCCGUCGCUUCGCCGAAUAACUGACCCAGCCAGACCUCCACGUCUCUCAAACACUCCGCCACUGGUGAUACCGCCUUCGUUCCUGCGCUCGACCACCGAUCCAAGCGCAAACGAAGCUCGUUCGCGGCAAGCAUCUGGUUCGGCAUCUUCAGCACCCAUUCUCUACGCUGAGCCGCAUGUGUCUUGCAACUCGUGUGGCAAAGAUCACAUAGAGUAUGAAUUGCACUACAACUGUCAACGGUGCGAUGGCGGCGGCUACAACUUGUGCCUGCGCUGCUUUCGCUUCGGCAAAGGAUGCAGGCAUUGGUUCGGAUUCGGCUGGGCUUCAUGGCUACGAUAUGAACGACAAGCUCCCCAUGGUGGCCAUCCGCCAGGCAGCGAACACCCUCACGUCCUGAAAGGGCACCGAUAUCGAAGGCCACUCGCUCAGCUCGUUGAGUCAUCAGCGCCUCCGCAUGUCCUCAUGAGCGAGCAUAAUCCUGAUCACCGGAAAGAAGUCGGUGUCUUCUGCGACAUCUGUAAGGCUUUCGCAAACGCUUGCUACUGGAAGUGCGACUAUUGCAAUGAGGGGGAAUGGGGCUAUUGCAAUGACUGCGUCAAUCAAGGUCGCCACUGCACGCAUCCACUCCUUCCUGUCGCGCACAAGUCUGAGACAGACGACACAGACAGCCCGGAGGUGUCAGCACCUUCAACACCCCACCAGACCGGCGACACCCUUGCGCCGCCUGAUCACGAUUACGAAGCCACUACCCCUCCUCUAACGCCGAAGACUGCAUCCUUGAUGCGAGGUCCCAUCCUCUUCACGAUAGCGAACCUUACUUUCCGUCCACUUACUUUUACGACUUUAUGCAACGUGUGCAGAUACCCCAUCCCACCUUCGAACACUCGCUACCACUGCCUCAAAUGCAACGCCGGCGAUUACGACGUCUGCAUGGCCUGCUACCACAAACUCGUCGUAUCGAACCGCAUCAGCAAAGAGAACGGCGUUAACGGCUGGCGGAGAUGUAUUCGCGGGCACCGCAUGGUCGUCGUCGGUUUCCAAGACCGCGACGGCGGGCAGUUGCGCAUCGUUGUCAAGGAUCUCGUCGGAGGCUGGGCGUUCAAGGAAGACGACGAAGCACGCUCACCGACUUCGAGAGCGCCGCGAAGAUUACCGCCUGAUGGCGGCACGGGGCUCAGACUGCAGGCACGAUGGGGGUACUGGCCUGAGGAGGGGGUCAGAGACGAGCUGGCCUUCCCCAAGAUCGCAGAGAUUAGAGAGGCCGCGGACGUAAACGGCGAAUGGUACUGGGGCGUUUAUUGUGGGACAGCAGCGUUGUUCCCCGCCAGUCAUGUUUCGAGGUUGUAA
Messenger RNA from Didymella exigua CBS 183.55, 2748 nucleotides. RefSeq names its product RING finger domain-containing protein. The record is from RefSeq and is a predicted model, not a curated record. Gene Ontology annotation, biological process: ubiquitin-dependent protein catabolic process; protein ubiquitination; mitotic cell cycle checkpoint signaling. The transcript has 2 exons. The coding region runs from base 1 to 2748 and encodes 915 amino acids. NCBI's taxonomy places the organism in Eukaryota, Fungi, Ascomycota, Dothideomycetes, Pleosporales, Didymellaceae. Gene Ontology annotation, cellular component: nucleus. Gene Ontology annotation, molecular function: ubiquitin-protein transferase activity; zinc ion binding.